GUGGAAGAGCUGGCACAGGCCUUCCCAGACUUCGUGGCACCGCAGUUCGGAGUACAUCCUUGGUGGGCCAUGUCGCACAGAGCCAACGAUGAAUGGGUGGAGAAGCUUCGCAGCCUCCUCACAAACAACGCCGGCGCUGGCGUUGGUGAGUGUGGCCUCGACGGUGCGCGCAAGAAGGAUAUUCCCAUGGACUUGCAGCUGAAGGUGCUCCGACCACAGCUGGAGCUGGCCAAGGAGCUCCAAAGGCCUGUGUCGCUGCAUUGCGUUGCAGCCCAUGGCGCCAUGCUUGAGACUUUGAAAAGCGCGUUCGGUGAGAAGCACGCGCCGGGCAUUGUGUUGCACUCCUACUGCGGCAGCCCCGAGAUGGUGCCUGCUUUUGCGAAACUGAACUGCUUCUUUUCAUUCUCUGCGUCGAUCUUACAUAUCGGCAAGCAUGCAGGUGCACUGCGUGCUGUGCCGGAGGACCGGCUCCUCAUCGAGACCGAUUCGCCAGAUCAGCUUCCCAAGAAGCUGCGAAGCCCGGAAGACCCGGACAAGGAGCAUGUUCGGACGGAUGCAGAUGGCGAUCUCCUGAAUGAGCCGGCUUGGCUGCCUUUGAUCCUCCAUGGCGCCUCUGAGAUUCGCGAGGUUCCGGUUGCUGACCUCGGAGCACUGACCGCCGCAAAUGCCCGGCGCGUCUUCCGCUGGUCGGAAGCUUGA
Molecule: messenger RNA, 699 nt
Organism: Symbiodinium pilosum
Lineage: Eukaryota; Dinophyceae; Suessiales; Symbiodiniaceae
Source: the annotation of a GenBank genome assembly